GGAAAAAAAAUAACCAUAAUCGAAUCGCAACACUCGGUUAUCAAAAAUUUAAAAAACCGUCUCAUCGGUGUUUCGGUUCGGUUAUUGUACGAUUAAUUCGGUUUUAUACUCAACCGACAAUUGUACAAACUGAAGGGGGGGCUUGAAAUCGCCGAACUAGCGGCAAUGAUGGCGAGCAGAUCAGUAGGUAAUUCAUGGAAGCAAUUAUCUUUCAACUUAAUCAAACGAAGCUUUAGCACAUCUUCAAACCCUAGCACAGCAGCAACAGUGUCGAAAUGUAAGAGAAAGAAGAAGAAGAAGAACCUGUUCGAGGUGGCUGAGUUUCUUCCGAAUUGGGGGAUUGGUUAUCAAAUGGCUAAAACUCACUGGUCGGGUGUUGCUUAUCAGAUCACCAAGAUUAAUCUCUACAAAGAUGGCAAGCAUGGGAAGGCUUGGGGGAUUGUUCACAAAGAUGGUGUACCGGCUGCUGAUGCUCCAAAGAAAAUUAGCGGGGUUCACAAACGUUGUUGGAAGUACAUUCCUAACUCAAACAAAACCGAACAAGUCACAUCUCCACCACAACCCGAACCAGAAGUUCAAGCCACAUGAAAAAUUACUCAUAUGGAUGGCGAGGGACUGGUGGUUGACUUUACUUGUAUGUGCAACGAUGGGAAUGUGGAAACUGAGUGAAGAAAUGAUCUCUUAACCUGAAGCAAAAUAAAUCCUUUUUAAUGAUUUAGUUUUAUCUUA
Helianthus annuus (common sunflower) is the source of this 729-nucleotide messenger RNA. RefSeq lists its product as uncharacterized. The transcript is spliced from 5 exons. The coding region runs from base 166 to 588 and encodes 140 amino acids. Lineage: Eukaryota; Viridiplantae; Streptophyta; Magnoliopsida; Asterales; Asteraceae. Gene Ontology annotation, molecular function: structural constituent of ribosome. The record is from RefSeq and is a predicted model, not a curated record. Gene Ontology annotation, cellular component: mitochondrion.